GUUGGCAGCAGCGUGGCCUCCUCUCGUAGAGAUUACGUAUGUGCCUCAGAAAAGAAAAGGGUGAGCAACGAAAGCCAGGAACGACAGACUGUAGACUGGACAUACGGAACAGAAUCCGAACUAAAAGACCCGCUCAGACAUUGGAAUGAGGGAGUCGACAAUGAAAGCAAUGGCUGGACCCAGGCCUGUGGUGUUUAGCGGCCCGUCCGGUGCAGGGAAGAGCACUUUGCUCAAGAAGCUCAUGAAGGAAUAUGACAACGUCUUUGGGUUCAGCGUCUCCCAUACAACAAGAAAUCCUCGACCUGGAGAAGUGAAUGGCAAAGAUUACCAUUAUGUUACACGGGAGGAGAUGAAGGCAGGCGUCGAGAGAGGAGAUUUCAUCGAGAGCGCAGAGUUUUCCGGAAACAUGUACGGGACGAGUAAAGCCGCUGUGCAAAAAGUCCAGGCCCAGAACCUCAUCUGUAUACUGGACGUUGACAUGCAGGGGGUGAAGAACAUCAAAGAAACAGACCUCAAUCCCCUGUACAUCUCCAUCCAGCCACCAUCCAUGGAAGUCUUGGAAAACCGUCUGAGAGACAGAAAAACGGAGUCGGAGGAGAGCCUCCAGAAGCGUUUGCGUGCAGCCAAGGUGGAUAUGGAGAUUGGUAAAGAACCUGGCGUAUUCGAUGUUAUAAUUGUCAAUGAUAAUUUGGAGGAUGCUUACAAGGUGUUAAAAAGUGCUCUCAAUGAGGAAAUCGACCAGGUCAAGAAAACAAACAUGUCUUCGUAGGAGACCGCAGCGUCCCGACAACUCAUAGUCCUGUCCAGCCUCUCCUCCUCCUCCUCCUCUCCCCGCACCAAAGCAAAAACAAAGACCUCCAUUCCAGUCGUGUACAUUCCCACAGAUGACCAUCUGUGUAGGUUUCACAUCAUGUUUAGAAGUACAGCAGAUGAUACCAUACUGUUCAGUGGAACACUUUUUUGUUUUGUUUUGUUUUUUACCAGCAGAGUGCUUUAUAUAUUUUUUAAUUUCAGUUUUAUGAAGAAGAAAAAAAACUAACUCCAACAAUCCGUACUUGAUAUGCGACUGGUAGAGUUCUCUGAACACCAUUUACAGAACACUGGACGUCGACAUGAACCAACACAAAUGUAACUCAUUCCAUCCAUUUAACUAGUUUGUCAAGAGUAUGACAAAUCAGAUGUCCUGGUUACUGGCAGCAAGUUAUGCUUAUGCUUUUUUUUUUCUGAUCGUGAAAUAGUAGAGAGUCACUCAGCUCUCAGGCUCAGGAGGGAAACUUCACCUUUUAGCUGUUCUCUGGAAAACAUGGAAGUUGUUUACUUACAAGAAGGAAUACAUGCAUGUCAACUGUGCUGUUAACAUAACUAUCCCAGUACUGGUUAAAUCUGUUACUCUACUUUAGUUAACAUAAUGUGCUAAUAAUAACUCCAUUAAAGUUUGGUUUGCAGUAUAAGAGUUAAGUACUGAUGUGCUGUAGCAGGAUUAAUUCCUACGAGAGACAUGGAAAAGUUAUAGCUUGGAACAACAUCAGUAGUACAUCUCAUGCCCGGGGCGGGUGGGGGGAGGUGACAAUUCAACUGCUUAUUUUAUAGUUGUAUAUUUUUAAAACAUUUUAUAUUGUGUAGCAUUUUCAGUUUGCAGCUUCAGGUGUCUGGUAAAAUGGCAUUCUGUGGACUAAUUUCUAAAAAAAAAGAAAAGAAAGAGGAGCAUUUUAAUUUGGAGACAAAACAAAAUGGCAUGUUUCUUUUUUAAUAUUGCUUACAACCAAGCACCGAGUAAAUAUCAUUGUACCUGGAAGAAAAUAUUUAUAUUCCAUAUGUAUAUACACAAUACAGGCAUCUUGUAACACCUAUUUUCCUUCCGAUUCAUUUUCUGUUCCUGUUAUUACAAUGACAAUGUAGAAAUAAUUAUGCUAUAUCAUAUUUAUAGAGAAGCCCUCAGUCCUCUGGUUUGCCAUUUCACCUAACCAGCUACCACAAUACUCCACUUGUUGUGGGAAAAUUAUGUCCAUUAAAUAUAUAUGACUGUUACCUGUUGAAAGUCCAUUAAAUAUUUUAAAAAGCAA
This is a messenger RNA of Solea senegalensis (Senegalese sole), 2063 nucleotides long. RefSeq names its product guanylate kinase-like. Gene Ontology annotation, biological process: purine nucleotide metabolic process. Lineage: Eukaryota; Metazoa; Chordata; Actinopteri; Pleuronectiformes; Soleidae. The transcript has 7 exons. Gene Ontology annotation, cellular component: cytosol. Bases 146 to 769 code for a protein of 207 amino acids. The record is from RefSeq and is a predicted model, not a curated record. Gene Ontology annotation, molecular function: GMP kinase activity.